UCGAGGUGGAUUAUAUUAAAUAUUUUAUUUAUAAAAAUUUUGAAAAUGCCCAACAAACUGGAAAAUAAAGUUUACGAUAGACAUUCCUAUAUAUUCUGCAAGGAAACCGAACACUUUAUAAAAGUGAGGUGUAAAUAUUAUCAAACGCAUUCAUGCGAAGGUGCAGGCAUAAUUGAAAACAACAUAUUCACCCUUACUGCAAAUCACAAUCACAGUGCAGAAUCUACUCUAGCUAAAGAAAAUGAUCUUAAAAACAAACUGAAAGAGGCUUAUCGUAACCAAUUACGUUCGACAUAUGAAAUUUAUGACAAUAUUAUAACAACACAAGAAGAUAAAUUUUCAGUCCCAUGAAGUUCACAAGAAGCCAACAUGUAUAAAUGGCAUCUCGACAUGAAUUUACCUAUUGUAUCAUCAAUCAACCAAUUUUCAACUGUCCUUC
Molecule: messenger RNA, 439 nt
Organism: Chelonus insularis
Lineage: Eukaryota; Metazoa; Arthropoda; Insecta; Hymenoptera; Braconidae
Exons: 3
Coding region: 46-351 (101 amino acids)
Source: RefSeq, a predicted model, not a curated record